Messenger RNA from Cyprinodon variegatus (sheepshead minnow), 1854 nucleotides. RefSeq names its product tomoregulin-1-like. The record is from RefSeq and is a predicted model, not a curated record. The transcript is spliced from 10 exons. Lineage: Eukaryota; Metazoa; Chordata; Actinopteri; Cyprinodontiformes; Cyprinodontidae. Gene Ontology annotation, molecular function: protein binding. The coding region runs from base 44 to 1105 and encodes 353 amino acids.
CCUUCAGUGGAUCUCUCCUUUCUCCUCCCUCUAUCCGUCCAUCAUGGCUCCUGUGCUCCGGCUCUCCUGGUUCUGCUGCCUGCUGCUUCUGUUGGGUCUCCCCGCAGCUCGGAGCUCGUUCCCCCGGAGCGGUGGCGGCGGCAGCGCGGAAUGCGGCCCCGGAAAGACCGCGGAUUGUCCAGAUUUUUCAGACAAGAAGAGUGACCUGCGUGUCUGCGAUGCCGGAACGUGUCGUUUCGGAGGGACGUGCCGCGAGAACGGAGCCGACAUCAAGUGCGUCUGUCAGUUCCAUUGCAGUAAGAAGUACGUCCCUGUGUGUGGCUCCAAUGGAGACACGUACCAGAAUGAGUGCUUCCUCAGGAGAGCCGCCUGCAAAAAGCAAAGAGCCAUUAGCAUCGUGUCAGACGGAGCCUGUUACCACGAUGGAGCUUCUGGGUCUGGAGAUGGAGACGAUGAAGGCUCUGGUCGGGGGAAGAAGGCCUCCAAAUGUGGAAACUGCAAGUUUGGAGCUGAAUGCGACGAGGACUCCGAGGACUUACUCUGCAUGUGCAACAUAGUGUGCAACGGACACAACGACAACCCGGUGUGCGGCAGCGACGGCCUCACCUACGACACGCCGUGCCACGUCCGCGAGGCGUCCUGCCUCAAACAGCUCAAGAUCGACAUCAAACAUGUCGGACGGUGCCAAGAUAAAAGCAGGAAAGAUGACGGCCUGAAGGGAAAACCAGACAUCUAUGCUGUAUCCAAGCCUGACGAGCGCGAUGGUUUUCUGGACGGCGCUUUGCCCUGCCCUGAGGAUUACGCUCAGUUCUGUGAACACGGCCAGUGUGAGAUGAGACACAAUCUGCCCACAUGCAGGUGUGACGCAGCGUAUGGAGGCCCUCAGUGUGACCAGCUGUUGGAUUUUAACAUCCUGUAUGUGGUGCCCAGCGGCCAGAAGCUGCACUACGUCCUCAUCGCCGCCAUCAUCGGAGCAGUCCAGAUUGCUGUCAUCGUUGCCGUGGUGAUGUGCUUUACCAGGAGGUGCAACAAGUCAAAGCGCGGCCGCAGACAGAAGCAGCACCUGGGCCAUUUCUCAUCAGGGACGUCCUCCCGGAUGAUGUAGCCACUGUCCUUUUUUCCCUCAUCAUGUUUUUAUAUAAAAAUCCAACCCGUCCAAUUUUUCGUACCACACAGACAGACUGCAGUUUUAUAUAUCAACUUCCCGGUGCCUCGGUUAUUAUUUCCGUCCCUUUUUUUAAUGUAUAUGAGUUGAGAUUUUUUAAAGGGGCCUUAUUUGUAAGAUUUCCUUUCAUAUUUUCUUGUUUUUUUCUGCUGAUCUGAGUUAACCGUGUCUCUGUCCAGCUGCUUCACGCUCUGAACACUGUGGAUCCAACAGGAAGCAGAAAUGUAUUUAUCUGAUUGUAUCAUUACUGCAUAGUCAUCAUCAGGCUUCUUCUGUUUUGCCCUGUGGGACGCAUGCUGACGCUGUGUAACUGGGUUGCUUUGCCUUUACCUUCAGAAUCGUAUUUCUAACUGUUUUUAUGGCCUAAAAGAGGCAACAUAGUGAAGCUAAAUCUGAAAUAUGCUGGAUGAUGUGCUGGAAGCUUUUAUUGCUGGAUCAACGUCGCUGCCUCUGACGCUUCUUAAAUGUUGUGACUCUAUCAGCCGCUGUUUGCCUGUUUUUUUCCUGUGGCUAAAGUCUUUAAGGUGGAAACUGUUUCUUCAAACUUAUAUCAUCAUGUUCUUCUUAUCUUAAAUAGGAAAACUUUCAUCCCGUCAUGGAUCAGGUUAGUUAGCAAUGGCUAAACACAGAUUUUCUUUCACUUCUGUCUGACCAAUUAGGAUUGGUUGCUGAACCUCACCUGCUAAUCA